Molecule: messenger RNA, 5158 nt
Organism: Ceutorhynchus assimilis (cabbage seed weevil)
Lineage: Eukaryota; Metazoa; Arthropoda; Insecta; Coleoptera; Curculionidae
Source: the annotation of a GenBank genome assembly
GAUUAGAGCUAAGAGGCCUUAUACUGCAUUGUUGCCAUUGUUGGUAGUAGUCCUAGUACAAAAUUUGACUUUACAAACAUAACCUCACAAAAGACUUCCAAAUUAAAGUUAUUUUUUUUUUUUGAAAAUGUUUAUUUUAAUUAGUUUAUAGUUUGUUUAACAAUUUAGUUAAGUGACAAAAUGGAUUCGAGCAAAAAAUACGACAACCCCAGCCCUGAAGAGUCUGCAAUUUGGUUAAAUAAACUAUUUUUCUGCUGGGUACUACCUUUUUUCAAAAUAGGCUACAACAAAGAUCUCCAAACUAAAGAUAUUUACAAUACAACUAAAAAAGACUUAUCAGGACCCCUAGGAGAUAUUUUAGAGAGAAAUUGGAACAAAGAAGUAUCAAGAACACAAAAAACCAAAGAAAGUCCCAGCCUGAAACGAGCAAUAUGGAAAAGUUUUGGAAAAAUGUACAUGCUUUACGGAGUGUUAUUGUUCCUGAAUGCCUUAUUUAUCAAGAUGACACUGCCAAUAGUCCUUGGCUUUUACAUAAGAUUCUUUGAAAAAACUUCAACACAAAGUCCAACCACUGGCUGGCUACUAGCCUGUGGAGUUAUAGGAAUGGCCUUUAUCAAUUGCUGCAUUAUACAUCAUUCUAAUAUGAACAAUAGCCGAAUUGGAAUGAGAAUUAGAAUUGCUUGUUCUUCACUUAUAUACCGCAAACUUUUAAGAUUGAAUCAUCUAUCACUCGGCCAAACAGCAGCAGGUCAACUAGUAAACCUACUAUCAAACGACGUGGCUAGAUUUGACGCUGCAAUGCUAUAUUUGCAUUACAUCUGGAUAAUGCCCAUUGCAGCUUUGGUAGGGACUUAUGUAAUGUACAGUUACAUUGGAAUGGCUGCCUUUAUUACUAUGGCAGUGAUGGCAUUGCAAGCGAUAUUUGGACAAGGUUACCUGAGCAAAUUGCAAGGGAAAUAUAGGGGACAAAUUGCACAGUUGACUGAUCAAAGAGUUAAGUUGAUGAGUGAAAUUACUAGUGGGAUUCAGGUUAUUAAAAUGUAUGCUUGGGAGAAGCCUUUUGAAACUAUGGUGGCUUUUUCUAGAAGAAAAGAAGUAAAAGUCAUUGCAAAAACUUCCCACAUAAAAGGAUUUUCUGCAGCACUGAAUGUGUUUGUCGAAAGGGCCACUCUUUACAUAGCUGUGAUAUCUUAUGUAUUAUUAGAUAAUAGAAUUACGGGCGAAGUUGUUUUUUCUGUAGCCCAAUUGCUAAACACCAUUCAGUUUUACAUGUCGAUUGUUUUUCCAAUGGCUCAAUCGGCUUAUGAGGAAGCCAAAGUAUCAAUUAGAAGAAUUGAAGAGUUUUUACUUAUGGAGGAAAAUCCAGCUUUAGAGUAUUCAGAUGUCGAAUCUCCAAAAACAAGCAUCAAACUAACAAAGGCCCGUGCUAGCUGGCUAUCCAAUCCUAUAGCCCACACUCUAGUCGACAUAGACUUAGAAAUUGCACCUGGAACUUUGUGCUGUGUAGUUGGUUCUGUGGGUUCAGGAAAAAGCUCUCUGUUACAAGUAAUUUUAAAAGAACUUCCUUUAAAUAUGGGCCGAUUAGAAGCACCUGGCAGGAUAUCUUAUGCUGCACAAGAACCGUGGUUGUUCACCUCAAAUGUUAGACAGAAUAUUCUAUUUGGAAUGCCUUACAUUAAAGAUCGGUAUAAAGAAGUUGUAAAGGUUUGCGCUCUCCAAAGAGACUUUGAAGAAUUACCAUUCGGCGACAAAACUCAAGUAGGAGAAAAAGGGGCUGCUUUAAGUGGAGGUCAAAGGGCUAGAGUUGCUCUUGCCCGAGCUGUUUAUAGAGAUGCUGAUGCCUAUUUACUGGAUGAUCCUCUUAGUGCUGUUGAUGCUCACGUAGCAAAGCAUUUAUUCGAGGAAUGCUUGCAAAAAUAUUUAUGCAACAAAAUAAGGGUUUUGGUGACACAUCAAGUACAGUUUUUGAAAGGGGCCGAUUUGAUUAUUGUAAUGAAUAAUGGGAAAAUAGACAAGAUUGGCAAGUUUAGUGAUUUGGAAAAGGAUGUGGCUGCUUUGUCCAAGGAAGUUGAGCAAGAUAAGGAAGCUAAAGAGAAGGAGGACGCAGUUAUUGAGAAAGUCACUAGUGUGAAGAAUAAUAGGGAAAGAUUGAAGUCUAUUUCUUCAGUUAUUAGUAUGGUUGGUUCAGAACCUGAUGAAACUCAAGAACUUCUUGAAAAAGGUUCUAUACCGACCUCAACUUAUGUACAGUAUUACAGAGCGGGUGCUCCUUAUAUCCUUUUAAUAGGCUUGGUGAUUUUACUUAUUAUAGCACAAGUUAUGUGCAAUGCCUCAGAUAUGUGGGUAACAUAUUGGACAAAUAAAGAAGAAUUUAGAUAUUUACAAGAACAAAAAUCAAUUAAUGCCAUAGGAACAACUUUGCCAACUUUAUUGAACAGCACAUUGAGUGAUUUAUAUGACAAUAUAACUAGCCCUAUUGUAUUAACAGACAAAAGUCCAAAUGACCAAUUAUUUUCUCGGGAUACCUAUAUUAUAAUCUAUACAAUUAUAAUUAUUAUAGCUGUGAUUUUGACUAGUGCUAGGUCUGCAGCCUUCUAUAAAAUUUGUAUGAACGCUUCCGAAAGACUUCACAACAUAAUGUUUGCAAAUAUUUUGAAAGCUCCAAUGGCAUUUUUCGAUGCCAAUCCUUCAGGAAGAAUUUUAAAUAGAUUUUCAAAAGACAUGGGAGCCGUUGACGAGAUUUUACCAAAAUGCACUUUAGAUUCUCUACAGGUGUUUUUGGUAAUGGCUGGAAUCUUGGGAAUGGUUUUCAUUGUCAGUCCCUGGAUGAUAAUUCCAGCUGCAGGAUUGGGAUUUUUGUUCAUCUAUUGCCGGAACGUGUACUUGGCUUCGGCUCAAGAUAUAAAAAGGUUAGAAGGUUUGACCAAAGCACCAGUAUUUUCACAUAUAUCGGCAAGCCUUUAUGGAUUGCCUAGUAUCCGGUCUUUUAAGGCGCAAAGUUUGAUUAUUAGAGAAUUUGAUGCUUUACAGGAUCAACACACUGCUACUUGGUGUCUGUUUCUACUUACCAGUGAAACUUUGGGUUUUUACUUGGACACCAUCAGUGCACUGUUUUUGGCCCUUGUGACUUUCCAGUUUUUGCUGUUUCGAGACGAAAAUACCGUCAGUGGAGAUGUAGGCCUUGUGAUUGCUCAAAGCUUGAUUUUAACAGGUAUGCUUCAGUAUGGUGUCCGUCAAUCAGCAGAAGUAUCCUCAAACAUGACCAGUGUAGAACGAGUACUCCAGUACACGAAACUAGAAGAAGAAGGUCCCUGGGAACCGCUACCGGCCGACAAACCUCCUCUAGAUUGGCCGAAGCAAGGACAAGUCAAUUUCAAACAUGCCUACUUAAGAUAUUCUCCAGAUGCACCUCCAUCUAUUAAAAAUCUCACUGUGGAAAUAAAAGCUGGUGAAAAAGUCGGAAUUGUUGGUAGAACAGGCGCAGGCAAGUCUUCAUUGGUUGCCACUCUAUUUCGUUUGGCUCCAAUUGAGGGUAGCAUAGAAAUAGAUGGACUGGACACCGGUGUUGUAGGACUUAAAUCCCUCAGGUCAUCGAUUUCGAUUAUUCCUCAGGUACCGACUCUGUUUUCUGCUAGUUUAAGAUACAAUUUGGAUCCUUUUGGAAAAAGUACUGACGAACAAUUAUGGAAAGCUUUAGAGCAAGUUGAAUUGAAACAAGGUGGUGCUACAUUAGAUAGUGCUGUAAGUGAAGGGGGUGCUAACUUUAGUGCUGGCCAAAGACAGCUAAUUUGUUUAGCCAGAGCUAUUGUUAGAAACAACAAAGUACUGGUUAUGGAUGAGGCAACUGCAAAUGUAGAUCAACAUACUGAUUCAUUAAUCCAAACCACCAUAAGAGAAGCUUUCAAAGAUUGCACAGUGAUUACUAUAGCACACAGAUUGAAUACUAUAAUUGAUUGUGAUAAGGUUUUGGUAAUGGACCAUGGUGAAGCUGUAGAAUUUGCUCCUCCAAAUGAACUAUUGAAAAAAAGAAACGGACAUUUUACUAAAAUGGUUGAACAAACUGGACCAGCAAUGGAAGCUAAAUUGAGGAAAACUGCUAAGGAAGCUUAUGAUAAAGCUUGGGCUCAUAUUAAUGGACAUGGCCAGGAAGAGUUAGACGAUUGAUUGGUAUUUACAAAUAAGAUAUUUUUGUAAUCGUUACUAGUCAAAAAAAAAUAAUACAUACAACCUUAUGUAACAAAUCUACUUAAAUUUUGGUGCUUAAUCAUGCCUUAUUUUUAAUACAAUUUCAGGAUUAAGUACUUAAGAUUGAUAAUAAUUAUACUACUUAAUUGCGACAAUAAUAGUUAAUACUUAAUAAUUUUUUCAUGACUUAAUGAACAAUAGGAUUAAGUUCUUUUUGACAAAUUUUACUUAGCAUCUAAGGUAUAGGAGUUUAAUGAUAUAUUUUUUUUGAUAACAUUUUGAAUUAUGUAUUUAUUUGUCUUAUUUAAUAAAUAAUGUUGGAAAAUAAUUGACUUGGUGAUUGUGACUCAAUUACAAUAAAUGUACAUCACCACUUUUAACUAAAUUCGCUACAUUAUUAUAACAAAUCAAAAUUCUCGAUCCAGUACUUAAAUCAGUAAUAUCAUUGCUUUCGUCCACCAAAAUGCCUUCAAUAUCCUUUUUGGCUUUCAAAAAAACUAUGCUGCGCAUGUUUGGUUUGACGAUAAGGGCUUCCUCGUUCAUAACAGUGGGGCAAAAACUCAUCACAGAUUCAAAGUGUUGGUUUAGAUCUAAAAUUCAUGAAUUAAUCAAACUCCAAUUCGUUUUGGCUCAAAUACAAAUUCUCAUUGUUGGUCACUCUGAGUCGUUCUUGUUGCAAAAUGUGUUUGGAAAAAGUUUCGAUUUUUUCCAAUCGCAUCCUCAAGUAACUGGUAACCAAAAAUUUCAGCCUGUUGAUUUCCUUUUGGUAAAAGGCCCUUUUGAAAUCGAGGCUGUCUAGGUGCUGUACUUUUUGGUCCAUGUGGCCUAUUUGGCCAAGGAGUAUUUCAACGAUUUCUCGUUUGUUUGGUAGGAUUUCUGGAGCGAAUUUUUCGUUGAGCCACGCUUCUUCCAUUAUUUCGAUUACUUGUUCUAAAGAUAAUUCGGCCUGAGAAAAAUACAAACUUUUUAUACG